UCCGCAGUCUCUGGUCAUCUCCUGUACUGUGUCCGCAGUCUUUGGUCAUCCCCUGUACUGUGUCCGCAGUCUCUGGUCCUCUCCUGUACUGUAAAUAAUAAAUAAACCAGCGCAAACAUAGACCUCUACACACCAUUAAUCAAUAAAUCAAUCUCUGGUCAUCUCCUGUACUAUGUCCGCAGUCUCUGGUCAUCUCCUGUAAUAUGUCCGCAGUCUCUGGUCAUCUCCUGUACUGUGUCCGCAGUCUCUGGUCAUCUCCUAUACUGUCCGCAGUCUCUGGUCAUCUCCUGUACUGUGUCCGCAGUCUCUGGUCAUCUCCUGUACUAUGUCCGCAGUCUCUGGUCAUCUCCUGUACUGUGUCUGCAGUCCAUUGGUUCAGAAUAUUUUCUUUCUUGUUUUCCUCCUCUAAAACUUAG
Messenger RNA from Staurois parvus, 416 nucleotides. NCBI's taxonomy places the organism in Eukaryota, Metazoa, Chordata, Amphibia, Anura, Ranidae. The record is from the annotation of a GenBank genome assembly.